AUGUCUCGUACAGCCUUUCUCGUGGGCGAUAACUGUGGCCAGUUAAAGUCUGUUUCUUUUGAUAUGCAAAGCAUAUUAGAUAGUGGUGGUAUAUUGAAUGGCCAAGAUACUUCGCUGGUCCCCAACACGAAUACAAUCUUGACCCCUUCGCAAUAUUUGGAGUCCGCUUCGAACGCAGCAGUUUCGAUUAAAAAAAUUUCAACUCUACAAGGCGAUGCCUCAUUGGUCUAUUUCACCCAGCAAUUAACCGCUAUUUCCAACGAAUUUCUCGCCAAAAACAUAUCGAUGACUGAUGGAAAUGCAAAUAAUGCUGUCCAUGACAGCGAUAGCGAAGCCCAUGAUGAUAAUGAUGCUGACGAUGAUGCGGAUGUGUGGGAUACGCUUGAAUCGAUUAAAAAAGUUGAAUAA
Molecule: messenger RNA, 408 nt
Organism: Mitosporidium daphniae
Lineage: Eukaryota; Fungi; Microsporidia
Exons: 2
Coding region: 1-408 (135 amino acids)
Source: RefSeq, a predicted model, not a curated record